Messenger RNA from Terrapene triunguis (Three-toed box turtle), 513 nucleotides. RefSeq names its product proprotein convertase subtilisin/kexin type 1 inhibitor (gene PCSK1N). The record is from RefSeq and is a predicted model, not a curated record. The transcript is spliced from 2 exons. The annotation marks the transcript as partial. Gene Ontology annotation, biological process: negative regulation of endopeptidase activity. NCBI's taxonomy places the organism in Eukaryota, Metazoa, Chordata, Testudines, Emydidae. Gene Ontology annotation, molecular function: endopeptidase inhibitor activity.
GACGAGCCGGGUGGCACCCCAUGGCUCCAGGAGGCGCCCCCCGGUGGCCGCUGGAGGCAGGAUGGGGCCCAGGCCGCCCUGGCUCUCCAGCGCCUCCUCCAGGAAUCAGUCCCCCUGGCCUCCCUCCUGCAGCUGUGGGACCAGGCCAGGGGGGCCCCGUACCCCGAUUACGAUGAGACCGGGGCGGGUGCCCCGCCUAGGACCCGGGCCCCGGCCCCACCCCAGCUGAGCCGCUACCGGACGGACGGGGCCUAUGAGAGCCACCAGGACGAGCCGGGGGAUGAGGAGCCUGGGGAGAUGGAUGCGGAGAUGCUGAGGUACCUGGUGGGCCGGAUACUCGCAGGGGGCGGCGAGACGCGACCCCCCCACCACCCCAGACGCCUGCGCCGAGGGCUGGAGGAAGAACCCCCCACCCUGCUGCGCGUGAAGCGGUUGGGGGGCGACGCGGAGGGCCCCGAGGCGGGGGCACCCCAGCUGCAGCGAGCCAAGAGGACAGAGGAGGAGGAGGAGGCU